AUGUUCACAAUGGAAGCUAACACAACUGGAGGUGGAGCACUGAAGAAGAUAAAGAAUGGUGAAAUUGAAGAAGGGAAAAGGGUUGUUUUUGCAGUGAAACAAGAGAUAGAAAGAAACCCUUUGAUCACAGAAGCUCAAAGGCGUGAACUUGACCAUCAAGUUUUCAUUUUUAAUCACUUUGCUUAUAACCUUCCUCUUCCUCAUUACCUUUUGCAGUUUCCAACUCUUGUGUCAGAAUACGGUCGUCGAGGUUCUGAUUACAGGACUAUGUUGGAUUCAGAACCACAUAGGUGUAGAAGAACCGACGGAAAAAAAUGGAGGUGUGGUAAGGACACAAUACCUAAUCAGAAGUAUUGCGAACGCCACAUACAUAGAGGUCGAAAUCGUUCAAGAAAGCUUGUGGAAACAUCUCAACUUAACUCUCCUAAUUUGAAAACAAAGCCUAGUAAUGUUAGCUCACUUGCAAAACAAGUCUCGAAAAUUGAGCCUGCAGUUUCAAAUCCAAACCCUUUGGUCAUUCAACACAGCCAUGCAUUCUCAUACACCCCAUCGAGGAGAUUAUGUGUUGUAAAUAAUCUGUCCAGUUGUAAUCGACCGAGAAAUGCCAUAAGUUCUGAUGCCACAUUGGUGACUGUGGUGAGCGCUUCCUCGAUCCUUCCCCCUGCAGUUAGACCUAAGGUGACCACUGCCUCGAUCCUUCCCCCUGCAGUUAGACCUAAGGUGACCACUGCCUCGAUCCUUGCCCCUGCAGUUCGACCUAAGGUGACCACUUCCUCGAUCCUUACCCCUGCAGUCCGACCUAAUGUGACCACUGCCUCGGUCCUUGCCCCUGCAGUUGGACCCAAGGUGACCACUUUCGGAGGCAUGUCAUCCCUUAAUUCGGAUAACAGAAAUCGUCUAAACGUAUGCAAGCAAGGCUUCUCUCCAAAGAGUGUCCUUCAAGUUUCUGGUUGCAAUGGUUCAUACCUCAACGAUAGGAACAGUAUAGUAGAACCUGAACCCGGUAGAUGCCGAAGAACAGACGGUAAGAGAUGGCGAUGCAAGAGCGCAGUUCUUCCAGGUCAGAAAUAUUGUGCAACACAUAUGCACAGAGGUGCUAAAAGACGUGCAAACACCGAAUCUUCUCCUUCCGCCAUUGCUACUACAACUGCAGUUAGUUCAGAUGUUACCAUUGCUCGGCUGCCUUACGCUGCAGCAGCAACCGACAUUCAGAAAGCUGACUGUCGAAUUCCAAACACACAGCUUUCAAUGCCAGUUCCAGAAAGUGCAGCACAAUCCUUAGAAUGUAAGAAGAAAAGUGGCGGCGGAAGCAGUGACACUGAUACUAGUACUACCAUCACUGACGCCAUCGACGAGUGUAGCUAUCUUUCUUUCUGA
This is a messenger RNA of Vicia faba (fava bean), 1377 nucleotides long. The record is from the annotation of a GenBank genome assembly. Lineage: Eukaryota; Viridiplantae; Streptophyta; Magnoliopsida; Fabales; Fabaceae.